AUGAGGAAGAAAGAGAAGCUAACCGGGAAUGGAAGCAAAGACUUGGUUGGAGCAGAGUCAGCGGGGGGUUCAACAGUGAUGGGCAAAAUCCAGCUUAGUGUGAAUUGGAGUGCAAGUUGUGGUUCCUAUCCUGAUAUUAUAAAGUCUGAAGAAACCAAUAGACAAAUUGAUACUAACACAAAAUCUAAUUCUAAACAGCAGAGUCUAGAGAAAGCUAAUGAACAUCCUAAAUGGUUACCUGAUGGCUGGAAUGUGGAAGUCAGAAUCCGUAAAAGUGGUUUACACAUGGGAUCUGGAUACAAGGUGUGUUACAUCGAACCUUUGAAAGGAUACAAAUUCUUCUCCAAACCAGAGGUAUUACGAUAUCUUGAAACUGUAAAGGACAACAGUUGCACUUCCCAGAAGGGGAAGCAAUGUAGUAAGAUACAUUCUCCAAAUGACAACAAUUGCACUUCGAAGAAGGAGAAGAAGUGCAGUAAACUGCAUAUUCCAAACGACAAGAGUUGCAUUUCCAAGAAGGAGAAGAAAUGUGCUAACAUGGAGUCUCCAAAUGUCAACAGUUGCAGUCCCAAGGAGGAGAAGAAGUGCUGUAACACAGACAGCAGCAGUCGCGCACCCAAGAAGGAAAAGAAUUGCAGUAACAUGGUUUCUCCAACUGAUGUUGUGGUUGAGAAGUCUAUUGUGGAGGAUUUACCACCUGGGUGGGUAAAAGAAUUAAAGAUUACAAAGAACAGCAAGGGCACUCGGAAAGAUCCGUUUUAUAUUGAUCCAGUGAGUGGAUAUGUAUUCCGCUCUAAGAAGGAUGUACUGAGGUAUCUUGAAUCUGGUGAUAUACGUUCAUGUGCCUUUAAGCCAAGUAAAAGACAAAUCCAAGAUGAAGACAACAUAACUCCACCACCUGCUGCCAAGAGACAGAAACUGAAGCAGUCUGCACUCAUGCAACAGCUUUCUGCAUCCACAGAAAUACUUGAUAAAAGCAGCUUAGAACUGCCAAAUGCCAACAGCCCAAGGAAAGAGCAAAAUGCAAAUCUGUCAUCUAGAACUAUGGUUGCUUCUGUUGCCAUAGGUGAAUCUGUUCCAAAGAUGCAUCCACUAGAUAAUGGGGCUGCAAACUCUUCUGAAGUGAAGAAAACAUCUGACCCAGGUAGGUCAGCACUUUUGAAAAAUGAAUCCUUGAAGGAAUCAGCAAAAGUACUCUCUGCAGAUGAUGUGCAAGAGAAAGGGCAUGUUUUGAAUACAACGGAGAAUGGUAAUGAAAAGAAUUACAGUAACCAUAGCAUAUCCAAAAUCAGGAAGGAGUUCAAUGUACGUCAGCGGUCAUCACCGAGACUUGCUGGAGGUAAAUCUGUCCAGCUGGCAAACAAUGUGAUCAAUGAACAGACUCUUCAGGUUCCAAAAAGAAACUUGAGGAGUAGAAACACUCUAGAUCUGGAUAUUUCUGUGGACCAAGCAGCUUCUAAAGAGCAACCACAUCCGCAAGAAACAGAUAAAAUAGAAGACAAUAAGUCAGGAAUUCAAAUUAGCUCAAACAAGUCAGGUAAAAAGAAAGGGUACCAUCUUCCUUGUCGUGCUUCAAAACGAUUAGCUGCAAUUGAACAUGAGUCAAUAAACUCCAAAGUGGAUUUGCAGCAAAGUGUGCUUGGGGCAGUUACAACAGUGCUUGCAGAUAAAGGAAAAGUAGCAAAUAAAAAGAAAAAGUCAGAACCUCGGCUGGAGAAACGUCAAAAUGAAGAGAUGGAUGAUGAGAAAUCAGAACCUCAGCUGUCCUUUGCAUAUCACUAUUCUUGGUCUGACCCUAACUUGGAAAAUGCAAUCAAUGCCCUCACUGGUGUGUUACCACCAGCUGAUAGUAUUCCCAAUACUGUCUCUGAAACUGAUAUUAGUACACUUGUUGAUAAUGUUACGGGAAGAAGUGCCACUACAAUCCCUGAAACUGAUGUUCAAAAAACUUUGGUUGGCAAUGUUACGGGAAGGAAUGCCACUGCAGUUCAUGAAAUUGAUAUUCACAAAACUUCAGUUGACAAUGUUAUUGGAAGAAGUGCCACUACAGUCCCUGAAACUAACAUUCAAAAAACUUCAGUUGAAAAUGUUACAGGAAGAAGUGCCUCUACAGUCCCCGAAACUGAUACUCAAAAAAUUUUGGUUGACAAUGUUAUGGGAAGUAGUGCCACUACAAUCCCUGAAAAUGAUGUUAAUAAAACUGUGGUUGAAAACGAUUUGGGUAUAAGCAUCUCUACAGUCCCUGAAACCGAUAUUCAAAAAACUUUGGUUGAAAACGAUUUGGGAAUAAGCAUCUCUACAGUCCCUGAAACCGAUAUUCAAAAAACUUUGGUUGACACUGUUACAAGCAGGGACAGUGAAAACAAUGUAGUUGACACUGUUACAGGAAGCAAGGACAGAAAAUCUCAGGUACGUUCAAAUAAACCCAAGAGAAAGAAAGAGCUCAAAGUACCUAUGCGAUUAUCAAAGCGACUUGCUGGCCUUGAACCUGAGUUACUGCCUGCUGAAAGAGCUCUUGAAUAUUCCACUAGAAAAUCAUGCAAAGAAGAGCCAACUGCCACUGUUACUUUAACUAAUGGAGUGUCUGAUCAUCACAACGAUGCUGGGGAAGAAACCAAGCUUACUCUUCCAGCUUCUGACAGUUUGAAAACAGAUGAACUAGCAGAAUCCUUAAAACUGAGUGAGAAGUCAUACGAUUGCCUAACCGAUCACAAGGAACAAUUGAAGAAAGUUGAAGCUGAAAAUGUUGGUGAUGUGAUAUCAGAGCCACAGCUCCCCUUACCGUUUGGGGACUCUUGGUCAGAUCCAUGCCUAGAAUUUGCAAUCAAGACUCUUACUGGUGCUUUUCCGGAUGAUGCUGGUGCAGACAUUAUGCCUGCUUUGCCUCCUGGCUUCGAUAAUCCUCCAUAUAAGCAAGCGCAUGGGAGUGUGUUUACAAACAUCAAUCAAGAAGCUCAUGAUAACUUGAACCAAUCCAAGAACAAGAACGAGAAUAUGGUUAGCCAACCUGAGUUGAGGACAGGCUCCACCUCUUAUGAAAAUGCUCUGAACUUUACUACUAGAGAGUCUUAUGUUGAUCAAGGCAACAUAAUUAGGAAUUUGGAUGGAGAACCUCGUCACACUGGAAACAUAACACAACCUGUGGAUCAUUGUAGGAAUGUAAACACACCAACACAUGAGCAGCCCUUAAAGCAAAAUGGACUGGCUGUAGAGGGUGGAAUUGUUACAACGGAGCAACAACUAUUUGAAACUGGAACUGUAAACCACGAUAACUCUGAGUUACAGUAUUGUGCUCCGUUUAUGAAUUCUUGGUCAGACCCAUGCCUAGAAUUUGCAUUUAAGACUCUUACAGGUGUGAUACCAGUAGAGGAAAAUUUAACACUCCAAGGAUGUUUCCCGGAACCUGCUAACUGUCAUGAACGAAGGGAUGGUGUCUCAAUGUUGCCAGAUUUCAGAUCUUCCAGCUUUUCACAAAGCGAUUUCUCGUUUCUCCAUGAUACAGGAGUUAAGUCCAUGCCGGGGCAGCAGUCAUCAGUUAGCUCUUCAUUCCUACCUUUGGAAAAAACGAGCCUUCCAGGUUUCGCUGGAGUUGAUCCUCAAACACACUUUUCUCAGUGCAACAAUAAUUUUCAAAAAAGGUAA
This is a messenger RNA of Sphenostylis stenocarpa, 3642 nucleotides long. Lineage: Eukaryota; Viridiplantae; Streptophyta; Magnoliopsida; Fabales; Fabaceae. The record is from the annotation of a GenBank genome assembly.